Molecule: messenger RNA, 3567 nt
Organism: Drosophila bipectinata
Lineage: Eukaryota; Metazoa; Arthropoda; Insecta; Diptera; Drosophilidae
Source: RefSeq, a predicted model, not a curated record
UUAUUUCACUUUUCAUCGAUACCGGACUGGCUCAUCAGUCGACCGAGGAGAGGCAUAGCAAUAAAAAACCGCAAUCGUUGCAAAGUCAACAACAGUCGUUGUCCUGGAUAAAGUCGCACAGCUUUAGAAUGAAAUGGAGAUGCAAAGCUACUCUGGUCAUGGACCAACGGCAGCAGCAACAGCAACAGACACAGAAACAGCAACAUUCACAACAGCCACAUUGUCGGAAUUUCCUUUCAGUUGUCGCCUGGAAAAGGCGGCUGAGCCUGAGGUCUGGCAGCCGUUUAUUAGCUGCGAAACGUAUCCUGCAACCAGCAACAGUAGCAGCAGCAGCUACACAACAGCUACCGGCAACAACAGCAACAUCCUGCCCACCAUCAGCAGCAACAGCAGCAUCAUCCACACAUUCCAGUGUACUCGACAAACAUUCGAUGCGACGGGGGCAUUCUACUCAUGCGAUCAGGAAGAGGAGGAAUCAUUGUCUGGGCUCUGCGCGUUGAAACUGAAGGCCCGACUGUUGCAAGUGCCACAAGCGGCGUAUGAGCAAUUUCGACUGGCAAUCAACGAGGCCCUCAGUGAUAAUGGGAGUGGUACACUUAGUGAUAGUUCGAGAUGCGAGCACGGCGAGGAUGGAAAUCUAUUGCAAUGUGAGGAGAUUGGGCCACGGGACGAUGCAUUCAUGUGUUACCUGCAGCAGCAGAAGCCACAUCAGAGACUGCCACUGGGGGAGCAGGAGGACCUACUAACUGGCCCCACCAAUGACAGCCUGCUGGAGGCGUCCUUUGGCAGCGGCGACUAUCAAAUCGAGCUGGGAGGUAGCCUCUGGUCUUUGCUCAACGCCAGCACAGAGCUAAUUGAGCCCAAAAAUGGCACCUUUGGCAUUUUGAACGCCACCAGCUCUAGUUUGGACAUGAUUCUGUCCAACUACACAGCACUGGCCACCACCACCGCCGCCUCGACGGCAGUCACCUCCACGGACCUGGGGGUGUCGAGGAGCUUUCUGGACUACAGUCCCCACGGCUAUGACUGGCUCUUCCUGUUCGUGGUCUUCUUCAUCUUUGCCGGCGGGCUGGGGAACAUUCUUGUCUGCCUGGCGGUCGCUCUGGACAGGAAGCUGCAGAAUGUCACCAACUACUUCCUCUUCUCGCUGGCAAUAGCCGACCUGCUGGUCAGCCUCUUUGUGAUGCCCAUGGGCGCCAUACCGGCUUUUUUGGGGUAUUGGCCACUUGGCUUUACUUGGUGCAACAUUUAUGUGACCUGCGAUGUGCUGGCCUGUUCCUCGAGUAUUCUGCACAUGUGCUUCAUAAGUCUGGGACGGUACUUGGGGAUACGGAAUCCACUGGGAUCGAGACAUCGAUCUACGAAACGCCUGGCCGGGAUUAAGAUAGCCAUUGUCUGGGUGAUGGCCAUGAUGGUCUCUAGCUCCAUAACUGUUCUGGGUUUGGUUAACGAGAAAAAUAUUAUGCCGGAGCCGAAUAUCUGUGUCAUCAACAAUCGCGCCUUUUUCGUCUUUGGGUCUCUGGUGGCCUUUUACAUUCCGAUGCUUAUGAUGGUCACCACCUACGCCCUGACCAUUCCUCUGCUACGGAAAAAGGCCAGAUUUGCAGCCGAACAUCCAGAGAGUGAACUUUUUCGACGGCUAGGAGGACGCUUCACCAUAAGGCCCCAGCACAGCCAGCAACAAUUGCAGAUGCACAGCAGCUUUUCCAGCACCAACAAAUUCCUGGCUCUGAGCGACAGCAAUCGCAAUUUUAACAAUUCUGUCGGCGGGGGGGUGGAGGGUGGUGCCUCAAGGGGCAGCGGCGUCGAGGUGGCGGAACGUCCGUUGAUGCAACAGCGAGAGACCAACUCCAGGGGCAACGUUGCGACGGUCAGCUUUCGCAACGUGGCUAACGGCGGGGGUGGAGGAGCCCGAGGCUCGUCCGCCGGGCGGAGUAGCUUCCGUUUGGCAGGUGGCGGGAUCUUGCGCCACUCGUCGACCCCCGCUCCUGCCACCAAAUCAAGCAGCUUCUGGCGCAAGCACGGUGGCAAUCCGAACCUAAUGGACAGCCACCCGAACCGACGAGCCUCUGUGCGUGUCAGCAUCUCUCAGCCACAAUUGGGUUACCCAACAAAUGGUAAUGGAGGUUCUGGAGGAGGAGGAAGUGGCUGUGGCAGUGGCAGUGGAGCCGCAGGAGGUGGUAGCAACGGCAAUGGCUCAGCUGCGGCGACAACGAGCUGCACAACUCCUGGAGGCGACAACACCAGCAUGAUGAACAUCGCCACCAUACAGGGUCAGAGCCUGGCCCAAAACCAGUCAUCUUCCGGCAACCACCAGCUGGAACAGGUGAGGCCAACGGCUUCCAAAUCUGACGAACGGCAGCGCCACAAAUUGCGGCCCUUUAAGUUUUCUUUAAAUCGCGUAGCAACGCCGACGCUCAAUUUACGGUUCCUUAACAAUCGCAACAAACGAAAUAGUUUAUCCGCCAAUGCCGUGGCCACCGAACAAAAGGCCACUAAGGUGCUGGGUCUAGUCUUUUUCACCUUUGUCCUGUGCUGGUCGCCUUUCUUCAUACUGAACAUAAUAUUUGCGGCAUGCCCCGAAUGCCAGGUUCCUGAACAUGUGGUGAACACCUGCCUCUGGCUUGGCUACGUCUCCUCCACGAUCAACCCAAUCAUCUACACAAUUUUCAAUCGCACGUUCCGAGCGGCCUUCAUCCGGCUGCUCAAAUGCAACUGCGAACGUUCCGGUCGCCCACUACGCUACCGCUCCGUGACAGAAGGACGAAGCGCUUUGAGCCUGUGCGCCCCCUCAGCCCUGCCACUGGCCAUAUCCUUUCAGGGGGCGCCUCUGAUGACCCCCUCCACGGCGAACGCGACGCCGCUAAGCGAGUUCCGGGGCAGCUACACAAUCACCGACGACGAGUGCUGAGGACAUUAUUGGAUGUCUCCUCAAAAAAAAUACGAAUUUAAAACGACAAAAAGCAAAACUCAAACGGAGUCAUCUGUACUUGCAAGCUUGUGAGCAACAUGCUUGUGAAUUAUAGAAUAAUUCAUGCGAACCUAACCAAAACUAAUCACAAUCAAAAGGACGACUUUUCUAGACAAAGCAACUUAACUAAAACCUUUUAAAAAAAACUCAUCAUAUCAUUGUACGUCAGGAAAAGAUAUAUAGGCCGAUACUUUUAAAGAGUGAGAGGAUGUGAGUGCAAUGAUGAAGCGACUGUACCUGUUUUUCAUUUCCAUGCCAACAUUCUAGCUUUACGCAACGCUAAAAAAAUUAAAUAAAGUUUAAAAGUAAGCAAGAUAUUGAAUCAUUGUUAAAUUGUAACUACCUAUGUGUGUAUUUAAACUGUGUUUGUUAGUCAUUAGUAGUCCUAGAACCUAAUGCGGAUUCGAUUAGCAAGGAAUUCGGUUUCCCGCCCACCCUCGAUGCCUAUUCCAAAACCGGGCAGCUUUGCUGUUCCUUUAGAUUCUCAGUGUAUAAGUGUCUGUCUUUAGAUAAUAAGAAAGCUGUUCCAUGAAAUGAAUUGCAGUACUUGAAAUGUAAAUUAAUUGAUAAAUAAAUUCCAAGUAAUGCAAACAUAA